This is a messenger RNA of Centropristis striata (black sea bass), 836 nucleotides long. Its product is annotated as histone H4. The coding region runs from base 41 to 352 and encodes 103 amino acids. Gene Ontology annotation, molecular function: protein heterodimerization activity; DNA binding; structural constituent of chromatin. Gene Ontology annotation, cellular component: nucleosome. Gene Ontology annotation, biological process: nucleosome assembly. The record is from RefSeq and is a predicted model, not a curated record. The transcript has a single exon. Lineage: Eukaryota; Metazoa; Chordata; Actinopteri; Perciformes; Serranidae.
CUCAUUCGUUUCUGACGAUCCAAACUCAACAUAAUAGAAAAUGUCUGGCCGCGGUAAGGGAGGUAAAGGACUCGGUAAAGGAGGCGCCAAGCGUCACCGUAAAGUGCUCCGUGAUAACAUCCAGGGCAUCACCAAGCCCGCUAUCCGCCGUCUGGCUCGCCGCGGUGGAGUGAAGCGUAUCUCCGGUCUGAUCUACGAGGAGACCCGCGGUGUGUUGAAGGUCUUCCUGGAGAACGUCAUCCGUGAUGCCGUCACCUACACCGAGCACGCCAAGAGGAAGACUGUGACCGCCAUGGAUGUGGUGUACGCUCUCAAGAGGCAGGGCCGCACCCUGUACGGCUUCGGAGGUUAAACACAUCCCGUCUGCUCCUGAACAUCAAAGGCCCUUUUCAGGGCCGCCCAAAUACUCUAGAAAGGGGCGACUUCCACAUUUAUCCUUGAAAGUGUUGGUCUACCUUAGUCGAGUAACAAGAAAUUAAUCUAGUGAGGGAUUUAAACAGGAUUGUUUUCCAGGUGGACCUAUCCAUGAAAACAUGUUAGGCUUUUAAUGCGCUGAUUUCUGUUGUACUGCUGACUACCACACAUGACAGAGAGCUUCGACUGGUGUUACUUCAAUUCAAUCCUCUUCCCACCUUCUGUACGGCUUCAGAGGUUAAACACACUGCUGCUACAACCACGAAGGCUCUUUUAAGAUCCACACGCUUUAUAUAUGGAGAAAUUUCCCGUCAUUGUGUAUUUAUUAUUGGACUCUAAAUUGGAUAGUGGUGGGCAAUACUACUAAAUAUGGAAUCAAUCCCAUGCUCAAUAGAGGGCCAGUUUGGUUGAUACUUAUACUU